Messenger RNA from Soboliphyme baturini, 510 nucleotides. The record is from the annotation of a GenBank genome assembly. Lineage: Eukaryota; Metazoa; Nematoda; Enoplea; Dioctophymatida; Soboliphymatidae.
UCUGAUGCGUAUAUAUAUCCCCUAUUGCCUCUUGUUCCCGAUACCCUUAUCGGAAUUGCCGGCGAAGUACCAGUCGACGCCCAAUGGCAGGUAUGCGUUUCGUAUUUCACCUUGUAAACGCCAGUAUUUCAGGUUCGCUGUUAAUCUGCAGUGCGGCUGUUCGGCGAAUCCUCGCGAUGAUAUCGCCCUUCACCUGUCCCCUCGCUUUGAUGGCAACUUGUCGAGGGUGGUUCGAAAUUCUUUGCAACAGCAGAACUGGGGUUCAGAAGAAAGCAUCGGCCAUUUUCCGUUCGCUCUUGGCAAACCGUUCGAAAUACUAAUCCUUGUACAGCUUGAUCACUUCAAGAUUGCCAUAAAUGGAGAACAUUACACCGAGUUCCGUUACCGGAUGCCGUUGCAGAAAAUUACUGCCAUUGCUAUCGAUGGGGAUGUUAUUCUUAACAGUGUUCGAUGCGAAGGAGCGGUAAUUUUUCUAAUAACCUUUCUUUGGCUGAUUCCCUACGUAUAAUU